UCCUACUUUUGCGACUUGCUCCGGCGAGAUCGUCAGUCUCCUCUUCCUCAUCUUCUACCAGGCUGCUUCGGCGGUUUGUCACUCUCCCUACUCUUUUUAAGCAGGCUGCUUCGGCGGGCUGUCACUCCCAUAAAUAUGCCUGAUAUGCAGGAUCUCGUGCCUUUCGGAGAAAACGCAGGAUAUCGACAUCGCCGCUUCAACAAGACAACGGCCAAGCAGCUCAAGAAGCAGGACGAAGGACAUCCCGACACGUUGGAAGAAAUUCCCGGCGAAACAGUCAAAUUUCUAGAUGAGACAUCUGCCUGGGAAUACUACAACCGCGGUGUAAACGUCAAGCCCGCUGAAUCCCAUAAGCAGGAAGAGUACGUCAAGGUCAUCUCCGCAGCGAACUACCUCCUGAAGCACGAUGUUUCUGACGCUGUGAUCGGCCAACUCUGGAAAGAACUCAAGUGGCCUGGUAAGAUAUUCGAUCUCGAGCAGCGCAAGAUCAAGGCACAGACAUCCCGCUGGCAAAGCCACAUUCUUGCUGAGCAGGUUUAUUCCAUUGCGCAACGCCUGGUGAGCAAAUGCAACUCCGAGGAGCCGCCUAGGAAUAUUUUUACGAUGGAGGCACGGGAGCGAAAGGAUGUCAUCCUGAACGUGUGGGAUGCGCAAGUCUGCCAGAAUAUGUAUCGUCCGCUUAGGAAAUACAUCGACUUCGCGAAUAUAUUCGCGCGAAAGCGAGAGGAUAGGGUGAAGGCGCUAUACAUGUGGCUCAAGUUCGGCUUCUAUAAGGCUGUCGAGGACUGUCUUAUGAUCCGCAUAUUGAAGUCCAAAGAUGGUUUCAAGAACCAGACGCGGUACGCAGGAGAGAGCUACGAUCAGUGGAAGCGCAUGUGGUACCGCGAAGGCAUGCCCCCUCGUCCAAGAAUCCAAGAUAUCCCCGUUAGAAUUAUGGCAACCGCAAAUGACAUUCGAACUAAAAUGCCGCCCCCGUCCGCCGAUUUGGUUCCAUGGGAUCCCGACUCUGACAACGAGAUGGCCCACCGACGAGGGAAUAAGGUCAAGCGCGACGCCCAAGAGAACAACAACGACAACGACGAUGACGCCGACUCCAACGCAGUGGUAAUAGCUAGACAGGCUCGAAAACAAGCCAAGAAGGAAUUGAAGUGGCUGAAAGCCGGAUUCAAAAGGGGCAUGGCAAGCGAGGAGGAGCUUGAACGCCGUCGCAUUGCGUACAAAAAUGCCAAAAAAGAGGCAAGGAGAUUGAAGAAGGCGGCUCAUCGACAGAGUGGAGCAUGA
Molecule: messenger RNA, 1281 nt
Organism: Periconia digitata
Lineage: Eukaryota; Fungi; Ascomycota; Dothideomycetes; Pleosporales; Periconiaceae
Source: the annotation of a GenBank genome assembly